AUGGUUUCAGUAGAGCAAAAGACCGCCAACGAGCUCCAGGCGAACUGGAUAUGGAUCCCCAGGUGGAUUGAUUCCUCGGACACCAAUACAGCGGGGAAGAUCAUCAAUUUCACCCGCACCGUCAAUCUACCUUUGCGACCGACCAGAUCAUUAUUGCAUUUCUCUGCCGACACACGAUACAAACUCUAUGUUAAUGGAAAACAUGUUGCUGUCGGCCCGAGCAGAAGCAGUCCCUUGAUCUGGUAUUACGAUACACUGGAUAUCGCGCCUUACUUGAAAGAGGGUCAAAAUGAUAUACGUUUCGUGGUGGUUCGGUACUUCGCGGCCUUGCGGAGCGCGAUGCCUUUUGAGCGCACAGCUCUACCGGGCUUGACAGUCGUUGGAAAGAUCGAGGCGGGCUCUGAGACCGUCGAUCUUAGCUCCUCCAACGGCUGGACUGCAUUUGUUGACGAGAGUGUUCAAUUCCCAAUGGGAUUGGCCGAUGAUGUGUUUCUUCAUAUUAGCGAGCGCAUUGCCCCAACGAAGCUCCGCCCUACAAUGAUUCCAGUUGCAUAUAAUAUGAGGACACUCAAUGGGGACAUUCCGCCCUGGCAUUUGCAUGCGCGUGUGAUUCCAAUGCCCGAAUCUACUCCGGCUGUUGUAAACACCGUCAGAGCCUGCCAGAGUGGCAUCGAUGCGAGUCAUUGGGCCGCGUUCCUGAGUGGGAAAUGCCCUUUAGCACUUUCCGAGAACUCAACCCACAAACUUGAGAUACAAGCCGAUUUUCACUCAACCGCGUUCCUCCGAUGGGCUUUCAAAGCAGUUGGCGGUUCUUCUCAAAUCACACUGAAAGUGACAUACUCCGAGGGCUAUGAACUUGAACCUCGCUCAUACCCCUUCUUCCGAUCUAAAGCCGACCGCCUGGAUGCAAGUGUUGGUCAUAUCAUAGGCCCGUAUGACGAGGUGACACUCGAUCUCCCCAAUUCACAGGUUGUUGUUUAUGAGCCGUUCUGGUUUCGGACGUUCCGUCUUCUGCGGGUGGAAAUUAACAUCGGACCCGAGCCGAUUGAGCUCCUGUCUUUUGACGCUACUCAAGUCAACUAUCCUAUGGCCGUCAAAGCCAGCUGGAAAGAACCCGAAAAUGAGUAUAGCGGGCAGAUUUGGGAUGUCUCGAUUCGGACAAUGCGAAAUUGCAUGUUCGACGGGUAUUCUGACUGCCCCUUCUACGAGCAACUCCAAUACUCCGGGGAUAGUCGAUCGGUCGGAUUAUUCCACUACCUUCUAUCCGGCGAUGACCGCCUGAUGCGACAGGCUAUCACAAACUUCGCGGCCUCAGUAACUCCGCUGGGCCUCACACAGUCUCGAUUCCCAUCCCAUGUACCGCAAGUCAUCGCCGGAUUCUCCCUUUACUGGGUUCUGCAAGUCUGCGACCACCACCUGUACUUCAACGACACACCGUACGCACGGAGUUUCAUCCCACGCAUUGACGGCGUGCUCGACUUCUUCGAGGCGCAUAUCGAUGAACUAGGACUUGUCAGUGGCCUGCCCGAGGUUGUUUGGCAGUACGUCGACUGGGUAACAACCUGGGGAGCGACGGACGAGCACCCAGACAAGGGCGUUCCAACUUCCGGCCGGAAAUCCAACCGACACACCUACUUCAGCCUUUUGUAUGGGUAUGUUCUGCAGAAGACUGCUCGCCUAGUGCGUGAGCUUGGCAGACCGGGUCAUGCAGUGGAAUACGAGACGCGGGCUGCUUCGGUUCUGAAGGCUGUCCGCGCUCAUUGUUGGGAUGGGGAGUUCUUCACUGAUUCCACUGCCGACAUUGCCGACGAACAAGCCUAUUCACAGCAUUGUCAGGUUUUUGCUACUCUUGCUGGGGUGGUGGAAACGCCGGAGGCUGCACGAAUUUUGACCACUUCACUCACAAACCCCCGAUUCUCGAAAUGUUCCUACAUGAUGCGCUUCUACGCAUUUAGGGCGCUUGCGUUGGCUGGUGCUGGGGUGUAUGAAUCGUUUUGGGAGAGCAUGUGGGCUCCUUGGCGCGGAAUGCUAGCGAAUAAUCUUUCCACUUGGGAGGAGGACGAUGUGAGGCAGCGCUCGGAUUGUCAUGCCUGGGGCAGUGUGCCAAUCUAUGAGUACUGCACUGAGGUGGCUGGCUUCCAACCCCUAGAACCGGGCUGGUCAAAGGUACUGUUUAAGCCGCGCUUGAGCUUGGCUAAGACCUUGGAGGUGAGUGUGGCUUUGGGUAGUGAUAAUCUUGCCACGGUCUCAUGGGCAUCUGGCCAAGGAAACCAAAGGUCUGUUGAGCUCAGACUUAACAAGGCUGUUGAAGUUGUUGUCCAGUACCCAUCGGGCGAAAGAGAAAGCUAUGGUAUUGUAGAUCAUGUUAAAUUUAGCAGAUAG
Messenger RNA from Penicillium soppii, 2382 nucleotides. Its product is annotated as putative rhamnosidase B. The transcript has 4 exons. The record is from RefSeq and is a predicted model, not a curated record. Bases 1 to 2382 code for a protein of 793 amino acids. Gene Ontology annotation, biological process: carbohydrate metabolic process. Lineage: Eukaryota; Fungi; Ascomycota; Eurotiomycetes; Eurotiales; Aspergillaceae.